This is a messenger RNA of Galeopterus variegatus (Sunda flying lemur), 4027 nucleotides long. It is a transcript of the gene DNAJC16, whose product is annotated as DnaJ (Hsp40) homolog, subfamily C, member 16. The record is from RefSeq and is a predicted model, not a curated record. The coding region runs from base 62 to 2398 and encodes 778 amino acids. NCBI's taxonomy places the organism in Eukaryota, Metazoa, Chordata, Mammalia, Dermoptera, Cynocephalidae. The transcript is spliced from 15 exons.
GGAGCACGGACGCUGCAGCCGGUUGGGCCGGUGCCCUUUCCCGCUCUGGAAAGGAAGAAAAAUGGAAGUGAAAAAGUUGAGCAUUUCCUGGCAGUUCUUGAUAGUUCUGGUUCUGAUCCUGCAAAUUCUGUCUGCGUUGGAUUUUGACCCAUACAAAGUCCUAGGGGUCAGCCGAACAGCCAGUCAGGCUGAUAUUAAAAAGGCUUAUAAGAAGCUCGCCCGGGAAUGGCAUCCUGACAAAAACAAAGAUCCUGGAGCAGAAGACAAGUUCAUUCAGAUCAGCAAGGCUUACGAGGUUCUUUCCAACGAAGAAAAGAGAUCAAAUUAUGAUCAGUAUGGAGAUGCUGGAGAGAACCAGGGCUACCAAAAGCAGCAGCAGCAGCGAGGGUAUCGCUUUCGCCAUUUCCAUGAUAAUUUUUAUUUUGAUGAAUCUUUUUUUCACUUCCCUUUCAAUUCUGAGCGGCGGGACUCAAUUGAUGAAAAGUACUUCCUGCACUUUUCACAUUAUGUGAAUGAAGUGGUUCCAGACAGCUUCAAGAAACCCUACCUCAUUAAGAUCACCUCAGAUUGGUGCUUUAGCUGUAUCCAUAUCGAGCCUGUUUGGAAAGAGGUGGUUCAAGAACUGGAAGGAUUGGGUGUAGGAAUUGGCGUGGUUCAUGCUGGCUAUGAGAGACGCCUGGCCCAUCACCUGGGAGCACACAGCACACCCUCUAUUUUACAUGUACUUGAUUUAUUUAUCUCUUCACUGGAGUAUAGUACAGUUGGUAAGAACAGAAUAUUGAAACUAACAUUUUAUUUUCAAUUUAAGGUUACAAAUAAAAAUUAUGUCAGAUUCCUCUCUGGCUGGCAGCAAGAGAAUAAACCUCAUGUCCUUCUGUUUGACCAAAUGCCCAUUGUGCCACUAGUAUACAAGUUGACUGCUUUUGCAUACAAAGAUUAUUUAUCAUUUGGAUAUGUAUAUGUCGGUUUGAGAGGGGCAGAAGAGAUGACGAGGCAGUACAAUAUCAAUGUCUAUGCCCCCACCAUCUUGAUCUUUAAAGAACACAUCAAUAAGCCUGCCGAUGUUAUCCAGGCCCGAGGUAUGAAGAAGCAAGUCAUCGAUGACUUCAUCACACAAAACAAGUAUUUAUUGGCAGCCAGGCUCACCAGCCAGAAGUUGUUCCAUGAGCUCUGCCCCGUGAAACGGUCUCAUCGACAGAGGAAGUACUGUGUGGUUUUACUGACUGCCGAGGCUACCAAGUUGAGCAAACCCUUUGAGGCGUUUCUGUCCUUUGCGCUGGCAAACACACAAGACACCGUGAGAUUCGUGCACGUCUACAGCAGUCGGCAGCGGGAGUUUGCCAGCACCUUAGUGCCAGACAGCGAGGCGUUUCGAGGGAAAUCAGCGGUGUCUAUCUUAGAAAGGCGCAACACAGCAGGAAGGGUGGUAUAUAAAACCCUGGAAGAUGCCUGGACUGGGAGCGAGAGUGAUAAAUUCGUCCUUCUGGGUUAUCUUGACCAACUGCGGAAAGAUCCAGCUCUUCUGUCCUCCGAAGCUGUGCUUCCCGACCUGACCGAUGAACUUGCCCCUGUUUUUCUCCUCCGGUGGCUCUACUCUGCUUCCGACUACAUCUCAGACUGCUGGGAUAGCAUAUUUCACAGCAACUGGCGGGAAGUGAUGCCCCUCCUGUCCCUGAUCUUCUCUGCCCUGUUCAUCCUCUUCGGCACCGUCAUCGUUCAGGCUUUCAGUGACUCAAACGAUGAGCGAGAGUCAAACCCUCCAGAUAAAGAGGAAGCCCAUGAGAAGGCCGGGAAGACGGAGCCAACCUUCACCAAAGAAAACAGCAGCAAGAUUCCUAAAAAAGGCUUUGUGGAGGUAACUGAACUCACAGAUGUCACAUACACCAGCAACUUGGUACGUCUGAGGCCAGGCCACAUGAACGUGGUCCUCAUCCUGUCGAAUUCCACUAAGACCAGCCUCCUACAGAAAUUUGCUUUGGAGGUCUACACGUUCACUGGGAGCAGCUGCCUGCACUUCUCCUUCCUGAGUCUAGAUAAACACAGAGAAUGGCUAGAAUACUUACUAGAAUUUGCUCAAGAUGCAGCCCUGAUCCCAAACCAGUACGACAAGCAUUUCAUGGAACGUGACUACACUGGUUACGUACUGGCUCUGAACGGCCACAAGAAAUACUUCUGCCUCUUCAAGCCCCAAAAAACAGUAGAAGAGGAGGAAGCCCUGGGGUUAUGUGGUGACUUUGACUCUUCCCUCUAUCUGGGUGAGUCUCGAGGGAAAUCUUCCUGUGGCCUUGGAUCUAGGCCCAUCAAAGGAAAAUUGAGCAAGCUAUCCUUAUGGAUGGAGCGCCUGCUGGAAGGUUCCUUACAGAGGUUUUAUAUCCCAUCGUGGCCUGAACUAGACUGAGAGAACUUCAAAAAAGGAAUUGGAACUCUUCAGACUUUUUAACAUGCCCCUGUGAAGAGGUAUUUUCAGGACUCAAACUAUCACAAUGAACAGAGUAUAGAUUUUAGAUUCCUCUUCUAGAACAAUGUCUAGAAGAAUCUUUCCUCUGUCCUGUUCUAACCUAGGAGUGAAAAACACGACGUUUGAAUUCCCUAGAUCAAAAUAUUUUCCUUUGGGGUUUUUUCCCUCAUUUGGAUGCUGCACUGUUUCAGAUAGACUGCUCAUUCCCUCUUCCCUCGUCCCCAUCACAUGCUCACACCACCCUCCCCUGUCCUAUCCUCUUACAUUGUGAAAUGCAGGGCUCAACCCAGCAACGGUACCUGGACGGACCCUCCUGAGCCCAUUGUGCAGGCCAUUUGCCCCUGCCCCCAUGACCCAUCCUCCCGCCCCACCUUCCCGGCCUCUGCUGCGCUUCUGCCAUGGCGCAUGCUCUUAGCACAGAACCACCCGUGGCGUUUCUAGGCCCUGCAUCUUGAAGGAGGCCUAGUUCCCAGCAGUCUUACACUGAAUGGUGGUUCUGGGAGUAAGUGGCUAAAAGUAUAUUUUGGGGGUAUCCCCCACAGCAGUUUGUAGCCACGGUUUUAAAAGGAAAGGGAUGAGUGGGGUUUCCACAUGUGGGUUUGGUUUUCUUCCCAAGAAGAGGAAAGCAGGGCUGGGCAGAGGCUAAAGUGCUAUAGCUCCAUGAUCCCUUGUGGGCGUCCCUCUGCCUGCCCGGAGCCAGGGAGGGGUCCGCACAGCAGAACAUGCUGUAAUGCCUUUGAGCAGUUGUGUUUUCAGAUGCCUUUCUGCCUCUGUCAAUUUUAAGGUUUGGAUAUUAGGAGCCAUAACUUGUAACCUUGUUCUCUGAACGUAGAGAUAAGCUGCUAUAAAGCCAGUAGAUGUUAAACCGAAGACAAAUUAUUCCCACCUGCCAUGAGUCAGGCUCAAGGAACCUCUUCACUCCAGUGGUGUCUCUUUAGUAAGGUACCAGACAUGUCUUUGUAUCAAGGAACUUAAAAUUUCUCAACCAUUGUAUUUUGAACACUGUUACCCCAAAAGUGCUGUAACUGCAAAUCAUCUUUUGUGACAAGUGAGCCAAGACUUACUCUACACUGCUGUUUUGUAAAAGGCUUACUUUCCACUUCUGGCCUAUAUUUUCAUGUCUCACUUUUAAUUGUUUUCCCUCUUAACUUACAACUUCUUCAUCAGGAUCAGGGUCAGACUGAUCAUCAGCACCCCAGCUUGCUGAGCUCCGAUGUACAAUGGACUAUAGGCUGGAUCAUACCAGCCAGUUAGAGAGUGUACCUUUUAUUUUUCGGGCAAAACCACCAAUGGAGUUUGGACAACCUCAAAGAGUGGUCUGUUUCAAAUGUCAAAGCAAAUUGCCUGUUUGUAAAGUGAAGGGUGAAAAUCAGUGAUGGGACAUUUACUAAUUUAGUAUUUGUUUAAUCAUAACUGCUUUAAACUAAGCCACUUGGAUCCUUAAUAAUUUAAAUAUUAAGCUAUAGUGGUAAGUAAUAAAUUAUUUCAUCCCAGGAAUUCCUGUAGUUUUCAUGGAGUCUAUAGCUUUAUUAAAAAAUAAAGAAAUCCCUGCCAGGCUUCAUUCUUCCA